AUGUAUGAGCCUGAGACAGAAAACUUUGGGCGAGCUCCCCUGCCCUUGACUGGAAUCCUGUCAUUCUCGAUGCCAUCCUUUGACUUUUGGUAUUCGACAACCUUUUGGAUCUUCUUGUUCUGGGGACUUUGGAUUCAUCGCUAUUUCCGGCUUCUGGUUCAUUGCGUCAGCCAUUGGAGCUACAAGUCCAAGCCCAUUCCAAACAAGCCUACCUUCACCAACAAGGAUGUCACCGUGGUUAUUCCCACCAUCCACAACGCCUUUGAGGAACUUCGCCCUUCUCUCCAGAGCAUUCUGGCUUGCGAGCCGGCUGAGCUGAUCAUGGUCACUACGCAUGACAAGCGAAAGGACCUUCAGCGAUUGGCUGACUCAUUAAAUUACCCCAAGGUUCGCGUCUUCGAUACUCCCAUCGCCAACAAGCGUCUUCAGGUGUGCGAGGCCCUGCCCAAAGUGGAGACCCCCAUCACCAUCAUGGCGGACGACGAUGUGACCUGGCCUUCCACCCUCAUGCCCUGGAUCCUUGCUCCGUUUGAGGACCCUCAAAUUGGUGGUGUCGGAACCUGCCAGCGGGUUCGUCGAGAGCACGAUGGUUCUUGGUCAACCCGAGCCUGGAACUGGCUGGGCGCAGCUUACAUCGAGCGUCGCAACUUUGAGAUCUCGGCUACUCACAACAUUGACGGCGGCACAUCUUGCAUGUCUGGACGCACUGGCGCCUAUCGUUCCGAGAUUCUGUCGAGCCAUGACUUCCUUCACGGCUUCAAGAACGAGAAGUGGAGGAAGUGGAUUCUGAACGCUGAUGAUGACAACUUUGUGACUCGUUGGCUCGUCAGCCACCAGUGGAAGACCUGGAUUCAGUACGAGAAGGAGUGCGAGAUUGAGACGACCCUCGAGAACAGCCACAAGUUUUUGUACCAGUGCUCGCGUUGGGCGCGCAGCAACUGGCGAAGCAACUGGACCAGCCUGGUCACUGAGCGAUAUGUCUGGAAGCAGCAAUGGUGGUGCACCUACGCUCUCCACAUCGCGACUUUUACCUCCCUGGCCUUUGUCACCGACCCCCUUCUUCUCGCCUCGUGCUGGUGGGCGACGGCCGACUGGGAUAUCCAGAACCGCCGAUACGCUUUCUGGGCUCAGUUUAUUUACAUGUUUGCCUUUACCAAGGUGGUCAAGCUUAUGGGCCUGUUCCUCCGAAACCCCAGCGAUGUCAUCUUUCUCCCAGUGUCAAUCCUGUUUGGGUAUUUCCAUGGACUGGUCAAGCUGUACGCCUUGGUCACUCUUAAUAUGACGUCCUGGGGCAGCCGAGCCGACGGAGACACCAACGAUGAGCAGCGUUUGGCCCCGGCCCCGCAGCCCUCGAUUGUUCUCAAGACACCCCCUGGAAAGGGUUCGCUCAUCCGCUACAACGCUCGCCAGAAGGGACGGCCAGCGCAAGGACGGGGAGCGCAGUGUGGCGCGUGGGAGAAGAGCGGCUAUGCCGCCUACGACUCGAGCACAUCGUAUAUGCCUAUACGAGUGCAUACGCCUUUGACAAUAACGCCCGAAGACACCAAGCUGCAAACGAACGGAAAUUCGAUCAGCGGAGAGUGUCGGGCAAUGUGA
Messenger RNA from Fusarium keratoplasticum, 1596 nucleotides. RefSeq lists its product as uncharacterized. The transcript is spliced from 4 exons. The coding region runs from base 1 to 1596 and encodes 531 amino acids. Lineage: Eukaryota; Fungi; Ascomycota; Sordariomycetes; Hypocreales; Nectriaceae. The record is from RefSeq and is a predicted model, not a curated record.